CGACUGCGCCUGCGCAAUACACGGCCGGCGCCUGCGCAGUAAGUCGGGGCCCGUGUGUGGAGAUGGGCGCGGCGGCGGCCGAGGCCAACCGGACCCUGUUCGUGGGGAACCUGGAUCCCCGGGUCACCGAGGAGCUGAUCUUCGAGCUCUUCCACCAGGCAGGUCCAGUAAUUAAAGUUAAAAUACCUAAGGAUAGAGAUGGUAAACCAAAGCAAUUUGCAUUUGUGAAUUUCAAACAUGAAGAAUCUGUCCCUUAUGGAAUGAGUCUGCUUAAUGGGAUCAAACUUUUUGGAAGGCCCAUCAAAAUUCAGUUCCGAUCAGGGAGUAGUCAUGCAUCUCAAGAUGGCAAUUCAUCUUAUUCCCAGCAUGGAACUGCUAAUACAAGUCCUUCCAGCACACCACAUUCAACACCAAAUUCCAACAGCAGAUAUGAUAGGAGCACAGAUAACACGUUAGCAACAGGAUUCACAUCCGUGCAGAUGCUGCAGAGGUCUUUCUCAUCUCCUGAUAACCUUCAGAGACAAGUGAUGAAUAGUGGUACAUGGCAGCAGUCACAAUACAGUGGGAAGUAUGGUUCUCCGCAUUCAGAUCAGUCCACUUAUACCUCACCGGGGCAGCAGCAGAGUCAUUCAUUUAAUCAGUCUUCAGGCUCACAAAUGCAGCGUCGUCCAGAUGGCUCAUCAGCACAGCGCAAGAACAGGCUGAACUCCCAUCCUUAUCAUAUGGACAGCAGACAUUUUAACCGUGAGCAGCGUUUUGGAGACUACGGAUCUGAUCAUCAUUACAGGGGGAACAGAGAUGAGUACAGCUAUGAAGACAGGAGUCCUCAUGACCCUGGAUCUGAUCACUACUCCAGGGGGAACAGAGAUGAGUACAGCUAUGAAGACAGGAGUCCUCAUGACCCUGGAUCUGAUCACUACUCCAGAGGGAACAGGGAUGAGUACUGCUAUGAAGACAGGAGCCACGAUGGCUGGAGCCAUGACUAUAACCGAAGAGAGAACUACAGAGAUGGCAAAUGGCGCCCAUCCCGGCAUUAGCCAGUAUUAAAAGUGGGCUCUCAAGAACUUUUAUGGGCUCUCUCCUCCAGGUCUCAAAUUGAUUUUAACAGUGUAUAGAGUAACAUCGUAAGUUACCUUUUAAAAAAGUUUGUAAAGUCACGUGCAUUACCUUUUUUUAAAAAGAAAAAGCAGCUUCAUUUUUAUUGUAUUAACCUUUCACCUCAGGGUUUUAUGUAGAGAAAUGUGCCACAACUUUAAAAAAAAAAUCAUUGUAGUUUGGUGAAAUUGUACAGCUUGGUUGUAUUAUAAAGAAAAUUUGUAUUUUUUUAGUGUAAUUAAAAAAAGUAGUCUCUGCAACAGGUCUGGUGGUAAUCCCAUUAAACAAAUUCCUUGUAAUAUGAUACAUGUGGCAGUUUAAAUAUUGAAGACAGUGUUUUCAUACUGAAAUAAAUGUUGCUUUUGAAAAUGUAUUGAAGAAUAGUAUUUAAUGUAAUUGCCCUGUAAAAUCUGUGGAUAAAACAAUUUCAGUGUUCCAAAUUCUUGCAUUUAAGGACUUAAUAUGCUCUCCUUUGUUCCAAUCUUGGGCCUUUUGAUUUUAAUAAUUGUUUUAAAAUUAUGUGCAGUAGCCUAAAAUGUUUGAAGAAAUUAUGUUUAUGUAACUAAAACCACUCAGGAACUGAUUGCAUGCCUUGAAGUAGGUUGUCUAUAUUUUACAAAAUCUAAAUUUAGCCUGUACCUCUUGAUGUGAAGAAUUUUUGUUUAAUGCAUAGGAGAAACAGGGGUGCCUAUUUUAUAAGUAUUUUCGAUGUAUGUCUAAUUUUUAUGCAAUAUUACUUAUUUAACUUUUAAAUCAGUUGCUGAAAAAUUGUGGUAUGACUGAGGUACAGUAUCCAAAAAUAAGGGUUGAUUUUUUUCUUUCAGAUUAGUAACUAAGAGGCUGUUAGUGUGACAGAAUUUCACAUGUAUUGAAACCUUGUUUAAAUAACUGAACUCUAUUCAUGUGCCCAGAUCACCUUUUAAUAUAUGCAUUCCUAUGUUUCAGUAUAGCAAUAAACUUUUUUAUAAAAGCA
This is a messenger RNA of Chrysemys picta bellii (western painted turtle), 2068 nucleotides long. It is a transcript of the gene RBM7, whose product is annotated as RNA binding motif protein 7. Gene Ontology annotation, cellular component: nucleus. Gene Ontology annotation, biological process: regulation of alternative mRNA splicing, via spliceosome. Gene Ontology annotation, molecular function: single-stranded RNA binding. NCBI's taxonomy places the organism in Eukaryota, Metazoa, Chordata, Testudines, Emydidae. The record is from RefSeq and is a predicted model, not a curated record.